Messenger RNA from Ogataea polymorpha, 318 nucleotides. RefSeq lists its product as uncharacterized. NCBI's taxonomy places the organism in Eukaryota, Fungi, Ascomycota, Pichiomycetes, Pichiales, Pichiaceae. The record is from RefSeq and is a predicted model, not a curated record. The annotation marks the transcript as partial. The transcript has a single exon.
UACAAUGGAAUCGGUCUGAGCACCGCGAGGGGCUCUGGAACAAACGGAUACGUGCAGCGUAACCUCAGCAACUUGCACGGCAAUGCGCGUAUAGAUGAGAGUGGGGGGAAGCAGUAUUUGAGGCGGCAACUUCGGCAGAAAAACGAGCGCAAACAGGUUGCCACUACUGUUCGAGACAGAGAUAUCGACCUUCACGAGCGCAAACGACAGUUGGAGAUAAAAGUAAUGGAAUACAGAGAGAAGCUUGAGGAUGACGGGCUUGAAGACAGCGAGAUCGACAAGAAAGUGGAAGAGUACCGCGAAAGACUCAGGAACCAA